Molecule: messenger RNA, 1659 nt
Organism: Benincasa hispida (wax gourd)
Lineage: Eukaryota; Viridiplantae; Streptophyta; Magnoliopsida; Cucurbitales; Cucurbitaceae
Product: putative acetyltransferase At3g50280
Source: RefSeq, a predicted model, not a curated record
CAGGCAUCUUCAUCAACUCUGCCUUUACUCUCAAGCUUAAAUUAUAAUCUGCACAACUUGUUCUCUUAGUGUCGCAAACGCCGGCCAUGAAACCCAAUCAUCCUCCACUCCAACAGAUCUCCAAUUGCUUCAUUACACCUGAAAAUCUUCCCCCACAAUCAAAGCAGCCCUUCUAUUUGGGCCCUUCUGAUCUCACCGUGCUUUCCGUCCACUACAACCAGAAAGGCCUUCUCUUUCACAAACCUCCCCAGGCCUUCAACAAUGGAGAUCAUUUUAUGGUUUCCCUUCUUCAUCGCCUCAAAACCUCCCUCUCCACCACUCUCUUCCAUUUCUACCCACUUUCCGGCCGCCUUGCUACCACUACCAAUGGGGUUUAUGUCGACUGCGUUAACAGCCCCGGAGCCAAGUUCAUCCACGUCGUCCUUGAUAUCACAGUCUCCGACAUUCUCUCGCCGCUUCAUGUGCCUUCACUUGUUCAAUCUUUCUUCGACCUCAACAAAGCCGUCAACUACGAUGGCCACACUAUGCCUUUGCUAUCCAUUCAGGUAACUGAAUUAUUGGACGGUGUCUUUAUUGCCUGUUCUUUCAAUCAUUGUAUUGGCGAUGGAACUUCCUUUUGGAAUUUCUUCAAUAUGUGGUCUGAGAUUUUUCAAGCUCCAGUAUCUGAUGGACGUGGAAUUAUUUCAAUUUCACGGCCACCAAUUCUAGAGCGGUGGUUUCCUGACGGGUAUGGUCCAACUAUUAAUCUCCCCUUCACCGACCCGGAUCAAUUUAUUAGCCGAUUCGAAGCACCCGAGUUGAGGAAGAGAAUUUUCCACUUCUCAGCAGAAUCGGUUGCAGAUCUGAAAGCAAAAGCCAAUGUAGAGUGCGACACGAAACAAAUCUCCUCCUUUCAAUCGUUGAGCGCACUUGUAUGGCGAGCCAUAACACGAGCUCGUUGCAUACCGCAGGAUCAAAGCACCAGUUUCAGCGUGUCCGCAAAUUACAGGGGAAGACUAAAACCAGCGUUGCCUGACGAUUACUUAGGCAACAUGAUUACAUCAGUGAAAGCGGAUGCAAAAGCAGGGGAAUUGGUUGAAAGAGGGUUGGGUUGGGGUGCGUGGAAAUUGCACGAAAGUGUGAUGAACAAAACAAAUGAAAAGAUAAGAGAAUCACUUGAGGAGUGGAUUCAGUGUCCUCAUACUUAUCAAUUGAGUUCUGCUUCGAAUCCAUACAACGUCAAGAUGGGGAGCUCGCCCAGAUUCAAUAUGUAUGAGACUGAAUUUGGAAUGGGGAAAGCCGUGGGAGUUCGAAGUGGAUAUGGGAACACGUUCGACGGCAAGGUUAUUAGUUAUCCAGGAUAUGAAGGAGGAGGAAGUGUAGAUUUAGAAAUCUGUUUGCUCCCACAAAAUAUGGCAAAUCUCGAGUCUGAUAUGGAGUUCAUGAAUGCUAUCUCUCCUCCGCGGCACUUGGAUUGUUAAUCAUGAUCUAACAACAAAAUAAGCAAUCAACAUUGCAACGAUAUCCAAAAGUUGGGGGCAAUGUAUGGUAUUUUCUUUUCUUUCAUGGGUAUUUAAUAUUAAAUGUAUGCAAUACUCUUCUAUAACUCUUCUAUAACUUUCCACCCUGAUCAUUGAAAUGUUUUAAUUAUUUUAUUUAAUGCAUUUUCAAAUUCAGUCU